AUGUGGUUGUCUGUACCUACCUACUUGUAUUUCCUCAUUUACGUGGUUCAUGACAACUACCUAUUUAUUCAUCUGUUCUGCUGCGCCUAUGUGGAAGGCAUGCUAGUCUGCCAACGCAUCAGUAGAAGCUUCGAUUUGGAGUUAAAACUAAAACUCUUCGGCAUGAAUCGCCUUAAUGAUGGGACGGUAAUGCAAAACGGACUUGCUGGACAUGAUGGAUAUGCAAACACAGUCAAAGUUCUGAUUCAUCUAAAUGAAAAGCCGGAGUCCUAG
Messenger RNA from Sphenostylis stenocarpa, 273 nucleotides. Lineage: Eukaryota; Viridiplantae; Streptophyta; Magnoliopsida; Fabales; Fabaceae. The record is from the annotation of a GenBank genome assembly.